Molecule: messenger RNA, 1623 nt
Organism: Phytomonas sp. EM1
Lineage: Eukaryota; Euglenozoa; Kinetoplastea; Trypanosomatida; Trypanosomatidae
Source: the annotation of a GenBank genome assembly
AUGAAAUCACAGAACUAUUCAUUUGAACCAAUUGUUGUACCUGGAGUUGCAUUUUUGAGUACUGCUAAAAUUGCGAACCCCAAAGGGUGUUUUAUUGAAAAUGAAGAUAAAAAACGUCCAGUUCUUGUAAUUCAGGGCAAGGUCGAUGAAACAAGGGUCCAGAUUCCCCGCGAGGAACAGUUUUUGUCACCACUAGGUAUUUGCGAUCACUUACUCAUAUUACAACUGCGUCUCCCGUCGCUGAAUCACUUUGCUCUGGAACUCAUCAUAACUCAUCUGGGGAAUUCUCGUAUGAAACUAAUACUUGGCACACAUCUGAAGGAGACGCGGUGUGACAAGCCCGUUGGAAGAAUGCCAGUUGCCAUGUUGCCUUUGAUUAUUCCUCGUAAUCAGUGGGUUCAGGUAGUGUUUCAUAUCAAGGGAAUCGUAGACAAAAUAUUUAAUCUAUCGCCAUUCAAUUUUAUCGAUUCUGUUUCCUUCUGUGGAAACGCAAGGAUAGGGAUGAUGAUGUCUUCUAGUAGCGAGGAGCUUUGCCUUGAAAAAAGUCAGACCAAAAUGGCGGUUCUCUUGGUACCCGCGUACGGGCCCCCGGUUUGGUCGACUGCGGUGCCAACACCUAAAGAUGAUGUGCCAAAAGGGGUAUCCCACCUUUCUGAUUUACAGUAUGAUAAAUCUGACAAAAAAGAUAUGUUAAAAGAUAUUAAUUUCAAUCCUAACUGCCGAGCUUCCACGGACUCAAUAGGAAGCAUGUCUCGCGUAUUGUCGCCACUCCCAGAGUCAUCUUCAACUCUCUUAGCAUCAUCGGGAAAUCCGAACAUGGCUUCUACGACUUCAAAUAGUUCUUCCUCCUCAGGAUCGAAACGCUUGCCAGCUAUUACAAUGUUGGAUACCUCCAAAAAAACUCGAAAAUACUUUAGACUAAUCCAUACAGACGACAGCUCUUCUUCUAUACAUAAUAAACAAAACUAUCCAACAUUCGUGAAGCGCAGUCCGCAAGCUAUUUUCCUAGCAAAGGAAGCAGUGGAUCUUGGCACUGGAAAGACAGCAAUAUUGGGUGGCAAGCAAUCCAUUGAGGCGAGUUUUGAAAAUCCAGUUACCAGUUGGGUGAGUGAUAUCCACUCGUGCGAUAAAGAUACAGCAGGAGGUCUAUGUCGAUCCACAGGGAAAAAAGAUUCUUACAUGCCCAAGACACUCGUAGCGAGAGAAAGGAAUGUAUGCAAUUCGGGUAGCUCUCCGCAACAAAGUAAUAUUUUGGUACGGAAAGGAAGACCCCUGCGGAGUAAUGACCGCGGUGGUGAUAUAGAAAUUUCAUUAUCCAAUGCUAAGAAAAAACAACGUGAUAAACUUAGAAUGAGACUUCUACGUCAGAAUAAGGCAAAAAUGCCGAAGGAUUUACCAGAACCAAAACUAGCGUCUGAGGUUUCAAUCUACAGUAUUUAUAGUUCCUCAGAGUCUCCACAGGUUGAUGGUGCGGCUUGCUCAUUCUUUGGUGGGCCAAAGGUAGGAUAUGGUGUUGGUUACUUAGGUGUUUUAAAUGACGAAGGCGAGUACAUCGAUGACCAAGGUGUUAAUAUACGACUAAACAAGACUUUAGCGCUUGGGCCAUUCGAUGAUGACGAAUAG